CGUAAACAGAUGCACCAGAUGUGUGUCAUACGUAGUGAUUAGCGUCCCUAUAAAACAUGAACAUUCGCUCCGACUCCGAUACAAAGGGAUUAGUCGUUGACACAGUCAAGCUCUCUCAAGAACACGAACUUAGAACAAAAGAUCACCAUGUUCCCUUUCAAGUUAUUGUGUUUAGUACUAUUCAUAUGUACUGUGUACGUUGAAUCUAAAGCGUUAACCACUGUAGAUGAAACGGAGCCUCUUAAAGAAAUCAAACAGAUAGCGCCUAAGAUAGACGACGGAGAAAUGAUGGAGGGAGCGGAGUCUCAAAACCCGUUCUUACCGCGAUUUGCUAUGAAAAAGCUUCGGGAGCGCAGUGAGAAGGCUAACGCUCAGAGAAGAAUGUAUCAAGACUCGAGGAGGAGAUGGAAUGCGCCACAGAGGGUGCCGUGCCCAGACAGAUAUUACUAUUAUUAAAUAAAAACGCAAUGAAGUUACUAAUAAGUUUGAUUUUAACGGCGGGUGUCGCCUGUGUGAUUGCAAGUCCUGUUACUCAAGAAGAAAGUAUAAUCAUAGCGAAAGAAUCACCUUUAACAGAGGCAAGUGAAUCAGAAAUAAAGAUAGAAGAUGCAACUGUGAACAAAAGUGACACGGAACCAACCAAGGUAGAAAUAAUUACUGAACAAUUAGUGCCCGAACCUAGUAUUGUCGAGGAAGCUCCUAAAUUCGACAACGGAGAAGUUGAUAUAGUGAUCGAAGAAAGUGUAGUGACACCUUUGGAUGUUGUAUCUGACGAACAGAAUGAGGUCAAAAUUGACGACGACGACUACUUGCACCCAGGGGACCAGCUUAUUGACAAUAUUUUGGCUGAAAGAAUUAAAGAUGAAAUAAUGGACACCGCCGAAGGAUUUGCACCACUUCCACUACAGUUGAGAAAGAAGCACAGACAACCUGCGAGACAUAGGUUUGCCAUCCGACGCCGUUACCCAGCGUACCCGUACCCAUACACGCCGUACACGCCGUAUAGAAGAAUCUCAUAUUACAAUCCCUACUACUAUUAUCGUCCUAGCUCUCUAAGAUUCUAUUAAUGUUAAGCUGUAUUCUUAGGUUAAAUUAAUUUAUUGUAAAUUAUUUUAAUAUAGUGUGAAUAAUAAAAGGAAACACGUAA
Messenger RNA from Spodoptera frugiperda (fall armyworm), 1147 nucleotides. RefSeq lists its product as uncharacterized. Lineage: Eukaryota; Metazoa; Arthropoda; Insecta; Lepidoptera; Noctuidae. The transcript has 2 exons. Bases 405 to 1067 code for a protein of 220 amino acids. The record is from RefSeq and is a predicted model, not a curated record.